AUGUCUUACCUUUCAGGACUUCAUCAGCGAUCGUUUCAAGUCGAAAAGCUAGUCGGGAGAGACGUGAAAGCACAACCUGGCAUGCAAGUUCUGAUAGCAAAACGGUACCAACAAGAUGCUUGGAUGAAGGACGAGUCCGGAGGAAGAGGAGGUAGGAUCAUCAAAGUGGAUUUGGAUAGACCCGGUAUGUGUCAGGUAUGUUGGGAUAGGUUGGAUGGAAAGGAAUGGGAGUCAAUACCGAAGGAAUCGGAGCUUCUAAGAAAAUACUCAGGAUGGUACAAGAUUGGGCACAACAAUGUAUUUCACCUUGAAUAUAUUCCGCCGGAAGAGAAGCACGAAAAGAAGGAUGAUAACAAAAAGGUUCUUGUGGACCAAGACAUGCAAACGCAGGUCAUUUUUAAUGAAUCAAUUGAUGACGAAUCAUCUAUUGACGAUGCCCAAGACGUCAAAGAACUUUCCUUGAAGCGAGACGGUCUGAGCCAGACAUUGAACCUUCUUGUUUACAAGAUCAAAGAUCAGCUCAAAGCCAUGUUAGAUGAAUGCUCCGAGCUCCUGGGGCAAGCAGAAAACGAAAUCCAACAGAUGGCCUCUGGUUUGAAACUUGACCUUGACCCUGCGAAAAUUAAAUCAACAGCGUCAACUGGUACUCAAGUUCAAUCCAAUUCGUUACCUAUGAGCCAAGAAGAAAGCAAUAUCACUGAAGAAGUAGAGAAAAUCUGGAAAGCUAUCUCGGAGUCAGAACUUGCGUUCAAGACGAAGUUGAAAGCAGACGAAGAUUUUCAAAACUCUUUGACUCAACUGAAAACCCUCACAGAGCCUGUCUACUUGACCAUGUCUGUUCUUCAGCUCCCUGAGCUUUGCAGGAAACUAGAGAAGAUUGGAAUGGGAGGAGCUGAAGGAAGGGUCCUGGUAGCUGGAAGCUGGGUAGCUCCCAUGUCUAAACUACAUCGAGACUCGGAGAAUCCAGAUAAUCUCAUCGAGGUCCGAAACAGACUUUCUAAUGUUCUUGCAAAGUUGAAUGACAUGAUGUAUCGAGAAGACAAGGAACACAGACCAAAACUGAUUGAACUCUUACUGAACAGUGCGGACGACACAACGAUCCAGGAAAUCAUCGAUGAGAUCAACGAAUUGGCAGAUAUGCCCGAGGCUUCUCGAUCUAAAGAUGAUCUUCUGUCUAUUGCAAAAAUAUUAGAGGAGAAUGCAGAAGCUUUUCAAGAGUUGAAAGAAUGGGAAGAAGGAGGUGAAGAAGUGGAGGAUCUUGAUGCAUACAAGUCCCGAAAAACUGCACGUACUGAAAUACUUGGGAAAAUCUUUAAGGCAAGCUCAAAGGAUAUUCCUGAAUUUCUUGGGCUGCAAGAAGUUCAGGUCUCGAAUGAACUUGGACCAUACUAUGACAUUGAAGACAUGUGCGGAGGGAUCAAGCUAGCCGAGAUGCUCGAAAUGCAUACAAAGUUGGGAAGAAAUGUAAUUCAGACGCUGCUACUUCGCAGAGAAGAACUCGUCAACAGGGCAUUGGCUGAGCAGAAGAAGGAAGCUCAUUCUGAAGAAAAGGAGGUGCAGACGAUGAAGAAUCCAGAAAAUGAGUAUUACAAUGGCAGACUUACCACGUCAGAUGUCAAUCCUGCAAUAGAUGAUUCAAUCACAGCAGCCAUGACGAUGGGCGAUUUUGACAUAUUGAAAGUUAGAUCAUUUCUAAGUGCGGCAUUUGAAAUAUGCAGCCGGAUAGACCUGCUUCAGUACUUUGAGAAUACGGGGAUGUCUGACCUUCAAGCCAAAAUAGAAAAUGUAGUGCUGAAUGCAAGCGUAAAAUCCUACGAUACGAUGGAAAGCGAACUUCAACAACUGGUAUCCCAGGAAUCUGCCACCUUCAAGGAUCUGUUUGAAUAUGCGAGCAUCGAAGAGUGGCAGAUCCCAAGAUGUAUCAUACAAAAGAUCAAGACGGAGCGAUUGCAUAGCAUGCUCUGUGUUCUGGAAGAUAGAUACUUGGAAAUGGCACAGAAGCUGAUGAAGAAUGCAGAAAAAGGACAAAUCCACACAUUCAAGGGAGAGUUGCUCAGGAACGCAGGAGUAGCACAUCAUACUCUCGAACAAGCGAAGAAGGCACUGGAUCUAGGACUGUCCGCAAAGACUUUGAGAUCUGAGCAUGAGACCAGACAAAGCAGAAGGCAAAAUUUCCGUUUAAAGAAGCUUGCGAUUGAACAGGCUCAGAGAUUGAUUGAAGAGGCUGAGCACAUUGUUGAAGAAGCUGAAAACAAGCUUGCAAGGUUAGUGACAUGA
This is a messenger RNA of Guillardia theta CCMP2712, 2277 nucleotides long. RefSeq lists its product as hypothetical. Bases 1 to 2277 code for a protein of 758 amino acids. The transcript is spliced from 4 exons. NCBI's taxonomy places the organism in Eukaryota, Cryptophyceae, Pyrenomonadales, Geminigeraceae. The record is from RefSeq and is a predicted model, not a curated record.